This is a messenger RNA of Cercopithifilaria johnstoni, 780 nucleotides long. The record is from the annotation of a GenBank genome assembly. NCBI's taxonomy places the organism in Eukaryota, Metazoa, Nematoda, Chromadorea, Rhabditida, Onchocercidae.
AUGUCUAUUACUAUACUGUUUAUAUUUUUUGAAAUAGUAAACGUUCAAUCUGAGAGGGAAUAUCAGGCAAUAGUGAAUGCAAGGCAGAAUCCAUAUCAUAGCCAAAAUUCGCAAUCAUUCCAACAAUCACGGGAUGAUGGUGCUCUCAGUGUGAUUUCAGGAUAUCAACAAUCCAUCGAUCGUUAUGAUCCAACAACAACUACGGCCUGUAAUCCUGGUGACAUAGCACCAACUGGUGAUGAUUGCGCUGCUUUUUAUGAAUGUAUCAAUGGACAUUACAAAUUGCGCUUUUGUCCAAGUAACACAUUCUUCAACCCAACAUUGAAGCGUUGUCAUGCGAACUACGUUUGUCCCAAACGAACAUAUGAAUCGCCAACUUCUCCGCUACCACCCUGCAAGUAUGGUGAAUUGCGGGCUGAUGCAACAAGCUGCCGGAAUUACUACUCCUGUGCUGAUAAUGAUCGUCAUUUCGAACGUCGAGUCUGUCCUGAUGGUAAGAUAUUCAAUCGUACGCUGAAUCGAUGUGUCUCUCAUGCCGCGGGAAACAAAUGUCAACAAUCAAUUCAACAUGAUUUUGAAUCGAGAAAUAUUGCUAUGGGAUUAGCGUGCACUGAAAGUAGUGAUUCAUCAGGCUAUAAUGCUGAUCCAACCGAUUGUCGACGAUAUUAUCAAUGCGCGCAGGGACGAUGGAUUAGGAUGCAAUGUCCCAGUAAUUUGGUAUGGAAUCCGGCAGCAACAGUUUGUGAUUGGCCCAAAAAUACAUUACUUUCCUGCCAUUGA